Messenger RNA from Passer montanus (Eurasian tree sparrow), 2694 nucleotides. RefSeq names its product V-set and transmembrane domain containing 2A (gene VSTM2A). The record is from RefSeq and is a predicted model, not a curated record. The transcript has 5 exons. Lineage: Eukaryota; Metazoa; Chordata; Aves; Passeriformes; Passeridae. The coding region runs from base 429 to 1139 and encodes 236 amino acids.
CCCAAGCUGGAUCAGUGUGUAGGGAGGGCAGUCAUCACGCCAUCCUGAGCAGCAAGAGCUGACGUUGGACGAAGCUGCCAGGUAGCUGAAAAAAGGCACAGAAGGCAGCUGAUACCCACUUUUCAACGGUUUGUGUUUUUUUUAGUCUGUAUCUGGACUUCAAGCAACACAGCGCCUGAGACAGCUCAUCUGAACCACGCUGUAUUGCAAUACUCGCUCUUCUCAAAGAAAAAGACUCCACUGAGCAGCAGAAUGCUGCCAGUGUCGCAGCCAGGUCUACAAUACAGAGCCUUUUUGUAACAUUGCAAAUUUCUUUCUGUUCAGAUAUUUGAAACACACAUAUACACUUAUAUAUCAGUUCUUUGUUUUCUGAGGACACCUUUGGAUUUUUUUAUUUUUUUUCCCUGAUGUGACUUUUUCAUCUUGGAAUGAUGGGGAUCUUUCUAGCUUAUAUUGGAUUCAUUUUCUUUUCAGUUAUGUAUAUUCAACAAGGACUUUCUACCCAAGCAAAAUUCACAGAGUUUCCCCGAAAUGUCACGGCCACUGAAGGGCAGAAUGUGGAGAUGUCUUGUGCUUUCCAAAGUGGCUCUACUUCGGUGUACCUUGAAAUCCAGUGGUGGUUUCUGAGGGCAGCUGAGGACCAAGACGCUGGUGCUGAGGUGACAGGCACUCAGGUGGAGUUCCUGCCCGAGCGGGACCUGGACAGCGACGGCACGAAGAUCAGCACAGUGAAAGUACAAGGGAAUGACAUCUCCCACAAGCUGCAGAUAUCAAAAGUGAGGAAAAAGGAUGAAGGCUUGUAUGAGUGCAGGGUGACCGAUGCCAACUAUGGAGACCUUCAGGAAUACAAGGCCCAGGCAUUUCUCAAAGUCAAUGCUAACAGCCACUCUCGGCGAAUGCAAGCCUUUGAAGCAUCCCCAAUGUGGUUGCAAGACAUGAAACCUCGUAAAAACAUCUCAGCAGCUGUCCCAAGUAGCAUCCACAAUUCUGCCAAUCAGCGUGUACGUGCCACCUCCAGCCCCGAAGCAGCAGCCAAAAUCCCCAAACAAAGUCCACAAUCAGGUGCGAGGAUAGCUACAAGCCAUGGACUUUCUGUCCUGCUUCUUGUUUGUGGCUUUGUGAAGGGUGCUUUGCUUUAAUCUAAAAGUGCUGACUUUUUCCAAUAUCACUUUCUCUUCUUAAAGCAAAGAGCAAAUCGCCUGUAAAAUCCACGGAGCGGACAGCAAAGUUGACCCUAACCUCCAACCACCACUCUGCACCCAAUGUACUCUAAAUCUCUACACAAGGAGCACCUUCUUCAGGAAGUACAAACAAAAUUACUAAAUAAAUAAAAUAAAAUAAAAUAAAAUAAAUAUUAUAAAAAAGAAGAGGAUACCACAUGUUUUCUUGAUAUAUCUUAUUUUCUUUGGCGUAUCACUGAUAUUUUAUUUGAAGAGAACUGGUGUGAUGUAAUCAAACGUUUUGUAACAGCAAGACCUAGUUUCCUUUUCUUUCGGCAAGGAGAAGCCUCAUCCUUGACUUCUCAGGGGUUGGCCUGCGAGUCCUCAGUAUUACAGAAUUAACCAUGGAUGACAUUUGGUUUCCUACGCUGAAAGAAUUGUUCCAGCCUGGAAGCAAAAAGAGGCCAAAUAAUGAAACAAACUAUAGUGAUUUAAGAUAAAUAGAAAACACACAAACUUUAUGAAUUUUUUUUUUCUUUUUUUUGGUAUUUUUUUGUUGGGUUUUUUUGGGGUUUCUUUUUUUGCAUGAGGAAUAGGAAUAUUCUACUAAGCAGCUCAGCAGACUAGGGGAUGUUGUUUCUGAAAAACAUAUGAGGAUAUUUUUCUUUUGAGAUUUUUUUUCUUUUUGCUUUUCUAUAUACUAUUCUUUUCCCCCUUUGGGCUUUUUUCCCUGUCUUUCUGUUUGUUUCUUGUUCAGUGAUGGCAAGUACCAACUUAGGCCAACCCCUGAUGACUAUGUGGAGGUUUAUAUAUAUACAUCCUUUUUUUUUGUGUGUGUGUGCGUUCUAUAUUUCAGUGUGUUUUCUCUAAUUUUGCAACUCCUGUAUAUGCAAAACCAACUUCAAUUCUGUAAAUUGCUUACAGUCUGUGUGAUAUAACUUCAGAGUAGACAUACUUUGGUCCUCAUGCAAGCCAGUUUUUAAUAUUAUCUGUAUGUCGUGCCACCAAGAAACAUCUUUAUUUUCUUUUUUGAAAAAACACCACUUUUUAGUUUUUAAUUCAGUAAUGUGUGGAUUUUGUAAUGCAUAUCUUCACUUUGACUGGUUUGAUCCCCUUCAGCCCUCUGUUUACUCUGUAAAUGCACAUUAAAAUUUGUUAUGGUCUCUAGACAAUGAAUUAUUUUAGUUUGUAUGUUGUGUUGGAGUUCAGAUGCUGAAAGCUCUUUGAACUUGUGAUGUUUAUAGAAGAUGAAGUGAUUCAAUCACUAGAGACUGUAAAAUGCAGGUUUGCUGUCAAAUACUGCACAUUAAGGAAGGUUAGAAACAGAAAACCGACAAAUAAACCAGAACAUGUCUUUAAGGAUGUUCUUUUGGUAAAGAGUUUUAGGAGAGUGAAUUUAUUACACUGAUAAAAUAUAUUUGCAUCACAGCUCCUUCUACAUGGCCAAAGAAGUGUUUUCUUUGCUUUUUCUGAAAGUGAAUUGUCAUUACUCAUUGAUAUUCUUAAUUAAAAUACUUUUUGUCUGUGAACUGAA